AUGAAGCAGAAAUAUCAAGGAACAACGCGAGUAAAGCGUGCUCAUCUACAGGCAUUGCGAAAGGAGUAUGAAAUUGCUCACAUGAAGGAAGGAGAAUCUGUGAAUGAGUACAUUGCUCGUGUUCUUGUCAUCACCAACAAGAUGAAAGCCAAUGGUGAAGAAUUGAAAGAUGUUGCUGUUGUGGAAAAGAUUCUGAGGUCAAUGACACCUAAGUUCAAUUAUGUCGUCUGUUCAAUAGAAGAAUCUAAUGAUACAAGAAUUUUGUCAAUUGAUGAGCUGCAAAGCAGUUUGCUCGUGCACGAACAACGCAUGAGUAACACUAUACAUGAAGAACGUGCACUGAAGGUGACCCAUGGAAACCAAUAUGCAGGACAAGGAAGAGGACGUGGGAACAUGGAGUGCAAAGACAAACAGGAAAGAGUAUUGCAGAGGAAAGAAAGAAGGUGGAAGGAAUUCUCUGUCUAUUGA
This is a messenger RNA of Coffea arabica (coffee), 468 nucleotides long. RefSeq lists its product as uncharacterized. The record is from RefSeq and is a predicted model, not a curated record. NCBI's taxonomy places the organism in Eukaryota, Viridiplantae, Streptophyta, Magnoliopsida, Gentianales, Rubiaceae.